AUGCAAAAUCCGUUUGAACAAACACAAAGGAGUUUACUAUCGCGUAUAAUAAGCAAUGUGGAGAGACUUAACCAAAGUGUAGUAACAUUGAACCAAGAGUUGUCGAUAUUGAAUUCGAAGAAUCAACAACUAUGUAAUAUUGCUACUAUCUGUGAUCACUAUCAGGAAUCUUUGCAGUUUAACAUAUCUACUACUGGACAGUUAAAACCUCCAUCAGAAGGUUAA
Messenger RNA from Arxiozyma heterogenica, 225 nucleotides. It is a transcript of the gene DAD4, whose product is annotated as Dad4p. Gene Ontology annotation, biological process: attachment of spindle microtubules to kinetochore. The record is from RefSeq and is a predicted model, not a curated record. The transcript has a single exon. NCBI's taxonomy places the organism in Eukaryota, Fungi, Ascomycota, Saccharomycetes, Saccharomycetales, Saccharomycetaceae. The coding region runs from base 1 to 225 and encodes 74 amino acids. Gene Ontology annotation, cellular component: DASH complex; mitotic spindle.